AUGCCCAAGGCGACAACCCCUACCGCAAAUCGCGGUUCCCGCCGUCACAACCCCCUCGAGGACGACAUCCUCGCUACGGGUAUCCUGCGGAACAAGCCCUCGAAAAAGGGCUCCAAGAACGACGAUGACCAAGACCAGGACGCCUUUGUCGACUCGAAAGCGUCCAAAAAUAUUCUUCGUAUCGGCCGCGAGCUGGCCGAAGAAGACAAUGCCGAGCGAGCUGGUGCUGUUGCUCCUCCCACCAUUGACAACUUUGGCUACGAUUCCCGCUUCGGUGACAUCGAGGAUGAGGCCAAGGUGUAUGGCGACGAGGACGAAGUCUGGGGUGACGAGGACGAGGAGGUGGAGGAAAUCGAAGUAGACCCCAACGACCUGGACACAUACCGCAAAUUUAUGCCCGAUGAGGAAGACGACUUGCUCAAGCACGGUUGGGAUCGUCGGCCCACUGGCGACGAACAGGACGAAGCGCCCACCAAUCUCGCCGACCUCAUCCUCCAAAAGAUUGCUGAGCAUGAAGCCCAACAGGAGCGUGGCGAUGUUGCACCUCCCCCGGACGACUAUGAGAUUCCUGCCAAGGUUGUUGAGGUCUACACCAAAAUUGGUGAAAUCCUCUCCCGUUACAAGUCGGGUCCGCUCCCUAAGCCUUUCAAAAUUCUGCCCACGAUCCCCCACUGGGAAGACAUCAUCGACAUCACCAAGCCCGAGAAAUGGACGGCCAACGCCACAUAUCAAGCGACUCGCAUCUUCGUCUCGGCCAAGCCCCACGUUGUCCAGCGAUUUCUCGAAAUGGUCGUCCUAGAAAAGGUCCGCGAAGACAUUUACGAAAAUAAGAAGCUCAACGUCCACCUCUUCAAUGCCCUCAAGAAGGGACUUUACAAGCCCUCGGCAUUUUUCAAAGGCUUCCUCUUCCCUCUCGUCGGCAGCGGGACCUGUACCAUUCGCGAGGCGCACAUCCUCUCGGCCGUCCUCGCCAGGGUUUCCAUCCCGGUUCUCCACUCCGCCGCGGCCAUCAAGGGACUCUGCGACAUUGCCGCCCAGGAAGCCUCCCAGAACAGCGAGGGUGGCGGUGCGACGAACAUGUUCCUCAAGACAUUGCUCGAGAAGAAGUAUGCGCUCCCCUUCCAGGCCAUCGACGCGCUGGUUUUUCACUUCCUCCGCUUCCGCAGCGUCGACCCUGCCUCGGUGCAAGAUGACGAAGCUAUGGCGGGUGUGUCUGGCGACUUGCGAAUGAAGCUGCCCGUCAUUUGGCAUCAAUGUCUUCUCGUAUUUGCCCAGCGCUACAAGGGCGACAUCACCGAAGACCAGCGCGAGGCCCUUUUGGAUCUGCUCCUCACCCACGGACACUCCGCCAUUGGGCCCGAAGUCAGACGAGAACUGUUAGCCGGUAGAGGGCGUGGCGUGCCGCUGGAGCCUCAAGGCGCUGCUCUUGAUGGUGACGAUACCAUGCUGAUCGACUAG
Messenger RNA from Cordyceps militaris CM01, 1458 nucleotides. Its product is annotated as bystin. The record is from RefSeq and is a predicted model, not a curated record. Gene Ontology annotation, biological process: rRNA processing. Gene Ontology annotation, molecular function: snoRNA binding. Gene Ontology annotation, cellular component: cytoplasm; preribosome, small subunit precursor; nucleolus. Bases 1 to 1458 code for a protein of 485 amino acids. The transcript is spliced from 2 exons. NCBI's taxonomy places the organism in Eukaryota, Fungi, Ascomycota, Sordariomycetes, Hypocreales, Cordycipitaceae.